Mauremys mutica (yellowpond turtle) is the source of this 24654-nucleotide messenger RNA. RefSeq names its product dystonin (gene DST). The transcript is spliced from 104 exons. Gene Ontology annotation, cellular component: keratin filament; cytoplasm; membrane. The record is from RefSeq and is a predicted model, not a curated record. Lineage: Eukaryota; Metazoa; Chordata; Testudines; Geoemydidae. Gene Ontology annotation, molecular function: calcium ion binding; structural molecule activity; keratin filament binding. The coding region runs from base 1 to 23679 and encodes 7892 amino acids. Gene Ontology annotation, biological process: wound healing; intermediate filament bundle assembly.
AUGAUCGCCGCCGCGUUCCUGGUUUUGCUGCGACCCUACAGCAUCCAAUGUGCCCUCUUCUUGCUCAUGCUCCUGCUGGGGACCAUUGCUACGAUUUUAUUCUUCUGCUGCUGGCACCGCAAGCUCCAGAAAGGGAGGCAUCCUAUCAAAUCCGUCCUUUCAGGGCGCUCAAGGAGCCGAGAUGCUGUAAUGAGAACUCAUCACUGUCGCUCCGAGGUAAUUUAUUUAGCACGCAAUUUCAAGGGUUUUAGACCAAGUCCUCGUCACGCUAGAAGACGUGUAGCACCUCGCCUUGAAGAAACACAGCCUUUAGCAGAAGUACAUCACUUAAGUGAACAAGAAACUUCCAUAAGGAAAAGAAAAAUCAAGAAAAACAGCAGAGUUCAGCCAGAAUUUUACCAUUCUGUUCAAGUCACACCAACUCGAAAACCUAGCUCUGGAAACGCCUCCUACCGAUGCUCCAUGUCUUCCUCUGCGGAUUUCUCCGAUGAAGACGAUUUCAGCCAGAAAUCUGGCUCCGGGUCUCCGGCACCGGGGGACACACUGCCCUGGAACCUGCCGAAACAUGAGAGAUCCAAGCGGAAAAUUCAAGGCGGCUCCGUGCUGGACCCAGCCGAGAGAGCAGUGCUUAGGAUAGCCGAUGAACGGGACAAAGUACAAAAGAAAACCUUCACAAAAUGGAUAAAUCAACACCUCAUGAAGGUUCGCAAGCAUGUGAAUGAUCUGUAUGAAGACCUGAGGGAUGGACAUAACUUGAUCUCCCUUUUAGAAGUCCUUUCUGGGGACACCCUGCCCCGAGAGAAAGGUCGGAUGCGUUUUCACAGACUCCAGAAUGUACAAAUUGCACUUGACUAUUUGAAAAAACGCCAGGUGAAACUGGUAAAUAUUAGAAAUGAUGACAUAACAGAUGGAAAUCCCAAGUUGACUUUGGGGUUAAUAUGGACCAUAAUUUUGCACUUUCAGAUAUCUGACAUCCAUGUUACUGGACAGUCAGAGGAUAUGUCUGCUAAAGAGAGGCUACUCCUGUGGACACAGCAGACAACUGAGGGUUAUGCUGGAAUCCGUUGUGAAAAUUUCACUACCUGCUGGCGAGAUGGAAAAUUAUUUAAUGCCAUCAUUCAUAAAUACAGGCCGGACCUGAUAGACAUGAAUACCGUUGCUGUUCAAAGCAACCUUGCAAAUUUAGAACAUGCUUUUUAUGUAGCAGAAAAACUAGGUGUCACCAGACUUCUGGAUCCGGAAGAUGUUGAUGUCUCCUCCCCUGAUGAGAAGUCAGUAAUAACUUAUGUGUCAUCACUUUAUGAUGCAUUUCCCAAAGUACUGGAAGGUGGUGAAGGCAUCAGUACAAAUGAUGUUGAAGUCAAGUGGGUUGAAUACCAGAAUAUGGUGAACUACCUCAUCCAGUGGAUCAGGCACUAUAUCACAAUAAUGUCUGACAGAACAUUUCCAAACAAUCCUGUAGAACUGAAGGCACUUUAUAACCAAUACUUACAGUUUAAGGAAACAGAAAUUCCACCAAAGGAGAUAGAUAAAUCAAAAAUUAAAUGUCUUUAUAAACUGCUGGAGGUCUGGAUAGAAUUUGGACGCAUCAAACUCCCUCAAGGCUACCAUCCAAAUGAUAUAGAAAAAGAGUGGGGAAAACUUAUUAUUGCCAUGCUGGAAAGGGAGAAAACCCUUCGACCUGAAGUAGAGCGGUUGGAGAUGUUGCAGCAAAUUGCAAACAGAGUUCAGCGGGACAUCCUGGGCUGUGAAGACAAACUGAUACUUGCUCGGAAUGCUCUGCAGUCUGAUUCCAAGCGAUUAGAAUCAGGGCUACAGUUCCAGAAUGAAGCAGAGAUAGCUGGAUAUAUACUUGAAUGUGAGAAUCUUCUGCGCCAACAAGUAAUUGAUGCCCAAAUUCUUAUUGAUGGAAAAUAUUACCAGGCAGAUCAACUGGUACAGAGGGUUGCUAAACUUCGAGAUGAUAUUAUGGCCUUAAGGACUGAAUGUUCUUCAAUAUUCAGCAAGGGGCACACACUGACAACAGAACAGACGAAGCUGAUGAUUUCGGGAAUAACACAAAGCUUAAACUCAGGAUUUGCACCAAACUUAAACCCUGAUUUAAACUCUGGAAUGACCCAGAGUUUAACACCUACUUUGACUUCUUCCAGUCUGACAUCAGGCCUCUCAUCAGGUCUUACUUCAAGACUGACUCCGGCAAUCACACCAGCUUAUACACCAGGCUUUCCACCACGGGUAAUUCAAACCUAUGUAACAGGAGUUGACACCAAUGCACUGCAAACACUAAAGCUGAUGCAAAUCCGAAAGCCCCUCAUGAAAUCAGCUUUUGUUGAUCAAAAUUUAACAGACGAAGAAGUCAACAUGAAAUUUGUCCAGGACCUCUUGAACUGGGUAGAUGAAAUGCAGGUGCAACUUGAUCGAACAGAAUGGGGUUCAGAUCUGCCAAGCGUUGAAAGCCAUUUAGAAAAUCAUAAAAAUGUCCAUAGAGCUAUAGAAGAUUUUGAAACAAGCCUUAAAGAAGCUAAAAUCAGUGAGAUCCAAAUGACUGCCCCUCUUAAACUCAGUUAUGCAGAAAAAUUGCACAAACUGGAGAGUCAGUAUGCAAAACUCUUGAAUACAUCAAGAAAUCAAGAAAGGCACCUUGAUACCCUGCACAAUUUUGUGUCCCGUGCCACUGGAGAGCUUAUAUGGCUGAAUGAAAAAGAAGAGGAGGAGGUUGCGUAUGACUGGAGUGAAAGAAACUCCAAUAUAUCAAGAAAAAAGGAGUACCAUGCAGAUUUAAUGAGAGAACUUGAUCAAAAAGAAGAAGUUAUUAAAUCAGUUCAGGAAAUAGCAGAGCAGCUACUCCUGGAAAAUCACCCUGCAAGGCUAACUAUUGAGGCCUAUAGAGCUGCAAUGCAAACACAGUGGAGCUGGAUUUUACAGCUCUGUCACUGUGUUGAACAACACUUGAGAGAAAAUGCUGCUUAUUUUGAGUUUUUCAAUGAUGCCAAAGAAGCCAUGGACUAUUUAAAGAAUUUAAAAGAUGCCAUACAGCGAAAGUACAGUUGUGAUAGGUCCAGCAGCCUUCAUAAACUGGAAGAUCUUGUUCAGGAAUCCAUGGAAGAAAAAGAACAACUCUUGCAGUACAAGAGCACAGUAGCUGGCCUUGUGGGGAAGGCAAAGGCAAUAAUUCAGCUGAAGCCAAGGAAUCCUGAUAGUCCACUCAAAACAUCCAUCCCAAUUAAAGCCAUCUGUGACUACAGACAAAUUGAGAUAACCAUUUACAAAGAUGAUGAAUGCGUAUUAGCGAGCAACUCCCAUCGUGCCAAAUGGAAAGUCAUUAGUCCAAGUGGUAACGAGGCCAUGGUUCCAUCUGUGUGCUUUACAGUUCCUCCACCAAACAAAGAAGCAAUAGACACUGCAAACAGAAUUGAACAACAUUUUCAGAAUGUACUGGCCCUUUGGCAUGAAUCACAUAUAGACAUGAAGAGCGUGGUUUCCUGGCACUACUUGACAAAUGAAAUUGAAACUGUUCGAGCUGGUAAUGUUGCUUCGAUAAAGACAAUGUUGCCAGGGGAACAUCAGCAAGUUUUAAGCAAUUUACAGUCCCGCUUUGAUGACUUUCUGGAAGACAGCCAGGACUCCAAAAUCUUUUCAGGGUCAGAUAUAGCACAUCUGGAAAGGGACGUUAAUGUCUGCAAGCAGUACUAUCAGGAGCUUCUUAAAUCUGCAGAAAGAGAGGAGCAGGAGGAAUCCAUUUACAAUCUGUAUAUCUCAGAAGUCAGAAACAUCAGACUUCGCUUAGAGAACUGUGAGGACCGUUUGAUCCGACAGAUUCGGACUCCACUGGAGAGGGAUGACCUACAUGAAAGUGUGUUUAGGAUCUCAGAACAAGAGAAGCUAAAGAAAGAGCUGGAUCGACUCAAGGAUGAUUUGGGAAUGAUUACAGAUAAAUGCGAAGAGUUUUUCAGUCAGGCUGCUGGUUCACCUUCCGUCCCCACCCUCCGUUCUGAGCUCAAUGUCAUCAUUCAGAAUAUGAAUCAAGUUUACUCCAUGUCUUCCAUUUACAUAGAAAAGUUAAAAACUGUUAAUUUGGUGCUGAAAAACACUCAAGGAGCAGAAGCACUAGUAAAACUUUAUGAGACUAAACUGUGUGAAGAAGAAGCAGUCACUGCUGACAAGAAUAAUAUUGAGAACCUUAUUGGUACAUUAAAGCAAUGGAGGUCUGAAGUGGAUGAGAAAAGAGAGGUAUUCCAUGCCUUAGAAGAUGAACUGCAGAAAGCCAAGGCGAUCAGCGAUCAAAUGUUUAAAACGCAUAAGGAACGAGAUCUUGACUUUGACUGGCAUAAAGAGAAAGCUGAUCAGCUGUCUGAGAGAUGGCAAAAUGUUCAUUCUCAGAUUGAAAACCGGUUGCGUGACUUAGAGGGUAUCAGUAAAUCUCUGAAAUACUACAAAGAUACUUACCAUACACUGGAUACCUGGAUUCAGAAAGUGGAAGAUACUCAGCGAAAGAUUCAAGAAAACCAACCAGAAAACAGCAAAGCUUUGGCUAAACAGCUGAACCAGCAAAAGAUGCUGGUUUCUGAAAUUGAAAUGAAACAAAAUAAAAUAGAUGAAUGCCAGAAAUAUUCAGAGCAAUACUCAGCUUCAGUAAAGGAUUAUGAACUGCAGACAAUGACAUACAGGGCUAUGGUUGACUCACAACAAAAAUCCCCAGUGAAACGCCGGAGAAUGCAGAGCUCAUCUGACUUCAUUAUACAAGAGUUCAUGGAUUUACGAACACGCUAUACUGCCUUGGUGACCCUGAUGACCCAGUAUAUUAAAUUUGCUGGUGACUCUUUGAAAAGACUAGAAGAAGAGGAGAAGUCAAUGGAAGAGGAAAAGAAAGAGCAUGUUGAGAAAGCUGGGGAUUUACUGAAAUGGGUGUCAGACAUCAGCAAGACCCUCAGCAGGGGAGAAGGAGAAAAGGCUGAAAAGGCAGACUUGCCUAAGCAGCAGAUUUCCACUGAUGAAAUAGUAACCAGGAGAGAACAAAUAUCUGAGGCUUUGCAGACUACACAGUCAUUUUUGGCUAAACACAGUGACAAAAUGACGGUUGGAGAGAGAAAUGAAAUGGAAAAACAAGUGAAGUCCCUUCAAGAAGGUUAUAACCUCUUAUCUAAUGAAGCUUUGAAACAACUGCAGGGGGCACAAAAUGUAGGUGAUGAAAAGAUGGAGGAAAAGGUGGAUAAAGUUAUUGCUGGUAUCAUUGAUCAAACAACUGGAGAAGUCCUUUCAGUCUUUCAGUCUGUUUUAAAAGGUCUAAUUGACUCUGAAACUGGCAUUAGAUUGCUUGAGAAUCAGCUGAUUUUAUCUGGGCUAAUUUCACCAGAAUUAGGAAUAUGUUUUGAUCUCGAAGAAGCAAAAGUCCAUGAACUUAUUGAUGAACAAACUCUACUGCAACUACAGGAAUUAAAUAAUGCUAAGAAAAUUAUUUCAGAGUCAUCAUUCACAAAUCUUCCAGCUGUAGCUGCUUUAGAACAAGGUAUUAUUCCAGAGACUCUUGCCAUUAAAAUUCUUGAGAUUCAGCUUUCCAGAGGAUAUCUAGUUAUGCCAGCUACAGGGGAGCAACUCACUUUGCACAAAGCUUUCCAGAGGAACCUGGUUUCUGCAUCUUUAUUUUCAAAGCUUUUGGAAAAGGAAGACACAUGCAAAGAUCUCAUAGACCCCAACUCUGCAGAAAAGGUUUCCCUGGAGGAGAUGGUUCAAAGAAGCAUAAUAAGUGAAGAAACAGGGUUAAGACUUCUACCUGUAAGACCACAAGAAAGAGGUAGAAUAACUCUAAAAUGUGGAAGGCAGAUAAAUAUUUUGAGAGCAGCCCAUGAAGGUCUCAUAGACCGUGAAACCAUGUUCAGGUUGCUGGGAGCUCAACUACUGUCUGGAGGUAUAAUCGAACCUGACUCAGGGCAUAGAAUGACUGUGGAAGAAGCCAUGAGACAAGAGUUGAUUGAUCAGGACACUGCUUGUGGUAUUCUGACUCACCAGAUUCAGACUGGUGGGAUAUUAUGUUCAAAUUCAUCUAAACGCUUAACUGUAGAUGAAGCCAUACAGUGCAGCUUAAUCUCAUCUAGCAGUGCACUCUUGGUACUAGAAGCACAGAGAGGCUUCAUUGGCCUCAUUUGGCCUCAUUCUGGUGAAAUAUUCCCCAUAUCUACUUCUUUACAUCAAGGGAUGAUAACAAAUGAACUGGCAAGCAAAAUACUAAAUGGCAGGCAGAAAAUAGCUGCAAUUUAUAUUCCUGAAACAUGUGAGGUACUCAGUCUGGAUAAUGCCGCACAGUUAGGGGUAAUAGAUGGUAAUACUGUAUCUGUUUUGAACAAUGUAGUUUUACCUGAUAAAAUGCCUAACAUGGAGGAUUUAGAGUCCUCUUGUAAAAAUGCUGCAAGAUGGUUAUCAUCUUAUGAAUUCCAGCCAUCUGCAUUUCAUGACCAUAGACAGGAACAAGAAGUUUCAGGUACAGAAGAGCCAAUGCCUCAUAGUGUAGAGCAAACUAAAAAAUUAUUCAUGUCUUAUCUGAUGAUAAAUAGUUAUAUGGAUGCAAACACAGGGCAAAGACUUCUGUUAUAUGAUGGAGACCUGGAUGAAGCUGUCAGCAUGUUGUUGGAAGGUGAUGAUUCUGCGUCCAGUGCUGAUGUGACAGAAGGAGGAUUUAGUAACACACAUGUAAACUCAAAAAGAACUGAUCUGAAACAACCUGACAAUGUCAUGUUUAAUAAUGUCACAAGCAAUGUCCUGCAUGAGUAUACAGGUGUACAGAAUACUUUUACUGACAGCAACUUAAAACAGCCUGAAGAAGAUAUUCAGAAUGAUAAAUGUUCAGAGAGAAAUGAUUUUCACAGUAGAGCAAAUGUCUUUAAUGCUAAUGGUUUUGAACAAUCAGAAUGUACAUUGAAUUCUUUGUCUAAACCUGAAGCAGAAACUGGAAAUAUAGUGGGUAAUACUCAAAACCCUGAAAAAGAGAAUGCAUUCAAAAGUUUUCAAGAAUAUCCUGAACAAACACAGAUGGAACGGUGUGAGCAUGUGUAUCAGCAAGCAAACUCUGGAAAUGCAGAAAGGCAUCUUCCAAAAUACUCACAAGGAAAUCUUAUUUCAGGAAUAGAUCAAGACAAACCCAGCAUGCCUGAUGGAAGAGAGAUCCUGGGUAGGGAAAGCAGGACUUUUAAAACUUCAGAAAAUUCCUUGGGUAUAGAUGAUUUGUCAGUUAAUAGUGAAGUCAGUGCUGUUCAAGAAAACAAUCCAAAGUAUGGCCCUCACAUUUUGCACUCUGAUGAUAAGAAUAUGUUAACUGGUAAAGAUAUGAAAAAAUGUGAUUUUCACAGAAGUCACAAUUCAUUCAGCCACACAGAUAUUGAAAACAGACUUCUAGGAGAACUUUCUGGUAAAGAAUUAGUGAGUCAAAUUGUUUAUAAUGAGCAUAAGCAUGGCAUGCUACAGUCUAAAGAGAAUGAGUAUGGCAGGCCAUCCCUUGAGGACUGUACCAAUAUGCCUGAUGGAGACACUACUGAUACACCUGGGGGGGCAUUGCUGGGAGACAGUACCAGCAUGCAUGGCAGGUCACUUCUGGGAAACAGUAUCAGUCUGCAUGGUGGGUUAUUCCUAGGGGACAGCAAUGCUAUAUAUGGCAGGUUACUACUGGGAGAUAAUAGUAAUAAACCUGGUGAUCUGCUGCUGGGAGAGAGUGAUGGCACCCCACAGUGUGAAAAUAACUAUUUGCAGCAGGUUGAUGAUGAAGAUGAUGAUGCCUAUGACACUCCUCAGGUUGAUGAUGAAGAUGAUGAUGCCUAUGACACUCCUCAGGUUGAUGAUGAUGAUGAUGAUGAUGCAUACAACACUCCUCAGGUUGAUGGGUAUGAUUCCUAUGACUCCCCUCAGAUUGAUGAUGAUUAUAGUACCUCUCAGCUUGAAAAUGAUGAUACUCCAGAGCCUGACAACACACUCUUAGGUGUCCAAGAAGAAAGAGAUGGGCUAGUAAAUGUGAGGGAAGAACUAAACACUUUUCAAGAUGUGAGUAAUACUGGAGAUAGUGUCCUGAGCGUUAGUGAAGUAAGUCAGACAGAUUCUUUUGAGAUGAUACAUAUGGCCUCAGGAAGUGCUGGAAUGUUAGACGCCAUCUCUGAAGAGGAGACAGAAAACGUAGGGAAGGUGGAAGAGAAGGAGCAGACACUACCAGUCAUGAGAGAGAGUGAAGAAAGUGAGGAGAACGGCUUUAGUCCCUUAUUGAGGCUGCAUGAAGCUGAAGUGCAAGGAGACCGAUAUGAGGAAUGUGAAAUGCAAGCAAAAAGUAACUCUGAGGAUGAGCGUGAAGGAAUGCAGGAGGAGGAGGAGGAGGAAAAUUAUGAUUAUAUGGAUUAUGAUAGUGAUAGUUAUGAUGAAACUGAUGACGAUGAUGAAGAAGAAGAAGAAGAAGGAAUAAUGGAUAUUUAUUACUCACGGUGUCAGAAUAAAAACAUUGGUAUCCAGCUUUUUGCUCCUUCCAAAGAAAUGGAAGAUAGUGAUGAAUGUAAUCAGAAUAUUGAUGCCUUGGAUGGUUAUCUUCCUUUAAAGCACAUGGCAGUUGAUAAUAUUUUGCAGUUAGAUUCCAGCAGUCAAAAAAGUAAUCUAUGCUCUGAUAAAUCCAAUUUAAAAAAACAUAAAAAUGUAUCUGAUGUUUCUGAAGAAGGAAGUCUUGAUCUUACAGAUAAAACCAAAGAGGAAGGACAGCAAGAAAUUGAAAGUUCUGAGGAUUUGGUAGAAAGCAAACAUAUGUUUGAAGUUAUCACUGAAAAUAUCCAACCUGAAAGCAUCAUUGGCACUGAAUGGCUGUUAUCUAAGAGUGAAGGAAGUCACCUCACACAGCAUACGACUCUAACGCCUGAUCUUGUCAUGAAUGAUACCACGGCAAUAGACCCUGCAAUCAUUCAGGAGGGAUCUGCGUGUGCAUCCCCAUCUGCUAUUGCUAAGCAAACUGGUGCUGCAAACAUUCAGACUCAAAUAGACUUCCUCCCUUCAGAAGAUCUGUUACCAGUUCAUAUCAUAAUGAAAAACGAGAACAAUAUAUCUAUGCCAUGUUCGAAUUAUGAGCAAAGACAGAGCACAGAGGAAGACAUACUCGUGAAGCACAUGUCAAAUAAUGUGACUGGCAUAGAACUGCUUAAGGUAAAUUCAUCCCAAAUGGAUAAUAAUGUAGUCAGACAUGUGCCUUAUGUCAGUGAUAGUGAUAGUCUAGGUUCUUUCACUGACUUAGUACACCCAGUCACAAAUAAAGAACUUGGUCAAAUAGAAAUAGGUAUUGACAUUCCUAAACAAAAUAUAAACAUGGUGACUAUUAUAAAGGAAAGUCAUAUCCAGGAAUUAAGUAAAAGUCCCAUUCAUAUGAAAAGCCUUGGAGAAAUAUUUGAUGGAUCUAUUAAAACAGGUUGUGAAAUUGCUGUUUCAAAUGAAGAAAAAGUAAGUGUUGGACAGGCCUCAAGUGAUGCUAAAUCAGGACAUGACAGUGACUUUGAUACAGUGAAAUCAGAUGAAUUUAUGGAAGAGUUUGACCUUUCUGCUUAUUUAAAACAAUGUGCAAAAGGCCUAAAAGCAAAAGAUAUUUCAGAACUGAAUAAGGCUGAUUCUUGUUACCUUAAGGAAGGUGAAACUGACGAAAAUUGUAUACAGAAUGGAAAAGAGUUAGUGAUACCUGACUAUAUUAUUGAUAAGGGAACAGGGCAUCCAACCGAAUUAAACUCUAAUGCUCAAUCCUCUCCCCUGACAGUUACAGUAAAAUCAAAGGGAAUUAAUGUUACCAAAGAAAAUGAGGCUAUCAUCUGUCAAGAAACUGAUAAAGUUCUUACAGACACGUCAGAAAAUGACGUGAUAGUUAGUCAUGAAUUUGCCUUUAAGAAAGCUGACACAGAAGUAAGUACUGAGAAUGUCCAGGUGUCAGAGGACAGUGCUGAAACCAGACAUUCUGGGAACCAUAGAGGUGCAGCAGACUUUUCUUCUAAACCUUUGGAUAACAUAGGUGAUAGCUUGGAUAAUAUUGUGCAGAAGAAAUGUGAAACACUGGUUUGUUAUAAUGGAGUAAAAAACAUUAUGGAACAGAAUACUUUAGCCAACAAGACUGAUUUAAUUGAAAAUGGUGUCGGGAAAGAAAAGCCUGUAGAAUCAUUUCACAAAGAAGUGAUGCUCCCCAAAGACUUGCAAGUAGAGGAAGGGAUAUCACAUUCUCCUGAAGUAUCUGACACACUAAUUGAAGAUGUAAAGAAUAUUUUAAAAAAGAAAUUGAAAGAUGGCCAUGUUUUCUGCAAGCAGGAAGGUGAACCUUUAAAUUACUCUGACACAAAAUUUUUAAUGCAAAAUUUACUUAAAAUGAUUAGUCGCACACACUUGGAGAAUGAGACUUCCAGUGAGUCAAAUAUCAAGCAAACACGUGAUGACAUUAGCGCUACAGUAAUGGCUACCCCAUCGUGCAUAGAUCAAAAGGACUAUGGUAAUCUUCAGUUAUCUUGGCCUGAUAACAGGAGUCCUGACCUCCUCCUUGAUAUAUUGAAGCAAAACAACUGCAACCAAAAGACUGAUGAUAAUGCAUAUGAAACAACAAGUGAAGAAGCCCAGAAUGAAAGAGACCAAGAGAUAAAAGCUACAGCUCCUAAACUUAUUACUUCUCAACUUGAACAAAUCUUCCAAAUCCCACCUGGAGAUGAAAAUUCAUACAGAUUCGAGGAAUUGAUGAGUGAUUUGGCAAAAGACUUGUUUACCAUCUCACAGACUGCUGAUAUCACCACAGAUGAUGAGUGUGCAAGCAAAGCAGAGGAGCUGGGUACUCUUUUCUCAACAGAACUAAGAGAAUUUGGAUCAGAAACUCUCAGAGGGAAUUCACUGGUUCACAGCACAGCUAUUAUUUUGGAAAAUAACCAGCAGCCUGAGAAGUCAGACAGUCCAUCCAAAAGCUUUUCUGAGGAUGUUCUGCAAAGGAAAGAAGCUGCCACAGGAGACAACCCAGUAGGCAUGAUGUUCAGUGGAGUACAGCAAUGUUUAAAGUAUACAGAGAAACUGCGAGGACAUUUGACAAUGGUUCAGGAUAUGAAAUUCCACUUAGAUAAUCAGCAGCCUAUUAGUAACAACUUGGAAAUGCUAAAAACCCAACUUGAACAAUUAGAGUCAUUUGAAUCAGGACUGGCUACCUUUGCUGCUGUUCUAAAAAAAGAUAUGAAGUUGACAGAAGAGUUUUUAAAGUCUCUGCACAAAGAUGGUCCCAAAGAACAACUUCAGGAGCUAAAAAUAACAUAUGAAUAUUUACAGAAGGCCUUUUUUGUGGUCUGUGACAUGUCUUCAAAGCGUGUAAAACAAAUAGUCUUUGCUGUUGACUCUGAAAUGUCUAAGCUUUCAAUAUUGCAUCAGGAACUUCUAAGCAGACUUCAGAAGUUUUCAGACCAGAUCACAGAAAACAGUAAAACUGUGAACAACCUGACAGUGAAUACUAGUGAUAUAGAAAAUGUGAAGCAAAGCUUACAACUGCUCAAGAACAAUUCAAAAGAGCUUGGCUGUAUGAAGAUACAACUGGACUCCAUAGCAUUUGAUGUUCAGUUCUUCAUUUCUGAACAUGCCCAGGAUCUUUCGCCUAAUCAGAGCAAACAGCUGUUGAGGCUCUUAAAUAGUACUCAGAAGUGUUUUCAGGAAGUACAGGAAACAAUCACAUCUCAGAUGGAAAGUUUAGAGGGACUGUUACAGACAGCACAAGAUCUUGGUGAUCAGAAGGAUGUGGCUGAGCAGCAGCAGGAAUGCAAGGAGAAACUACAGGAAAUAUGUGAUCUCUUUACGCAAACAGAAAAUCGACUCAUUGGUCACCAAGAAGCUCUUGUUAUCGGAGACAGCAAGGCUGAGUUAAAACAAUACCAAACCAAACAAGAGGAGUUACAGAAAGAUAUGCUGGCAAGUGCACAGGCACUGGCAGAGAUUGUGAAAAACACUGAGAUGUUCUUGAAAGAGAAUGGAGGAAAGCUGUUACAAGAAGACAAGACUAUUCUUGAACAGAAACUUAAUGAAGCUAAGACAAAAUGUUUGCUGCUUAGCCAGAAGGCAGAAGAGUCCAAAAAAGUGCUGGAUAAAGCUGUGACAACAGCUAUUAAGCAGGAAACAGAAAAGGUUGCCGCCAUAGAACAACUGGAAGAGAGUAAAAAUACGAUUGAAAAUCUCUUGGAUUGGCUGUCAAAUGUGGAUAAGGCAGCAGAGCAUGGGGAUGAGAAAUGGACGCUGGCAAUAGAACAGAAUGGAACCCAUUUUAAAGAAGGGGAUGUAAAGGUUUUGGAGGGAGAAGAGGAUGAAGUCAAUGGUAACCUGUUGGAACUUCAGCAACAGACUGAAACCCAUGUAGAUGGCAGAGUAAAACCAACAGACAGUAACCUGAACCAGCAGUAUCAAAAAGUCAAGGCUCAACAUGAGAAAAUUAUUUCUCAGCAACAGGCUGUUAUAAUAGCAACUCAGUCUGCCCAAGCGCUACUUGAGAAACAAGGCCACUACCUUUCCCCUGAAGAAAAAGAGAAGAUGCAAAGGAACAUGAAGGAACUGAAAGUCCAGUAUGAAACUGCUUUAGCUGAAUCGGAAUGGAAAAUGAAGUUAACGCACUCUCUGCAGGAAGAACUUGAGAAAUUUGAUACAGACUACAGUGAGUUUGAAAGCUGGCUGCAGCAGUCAGAACAAGAACUUAAAAACCUGGAGGCUGGUGCUGCUGACUUCACUGGUAUCAUGACCAAGCUCAAAAGGCAAAAGAGUUUUUCAGAAGAUGUUAUUUCUCACAAAGGUGAUUUACGGUACAUUACAAUUUCUGGACAGAGGGUGUUAGAUGCUGCUAAAUCUUGGAGUAAAAAAGAUGGUGUCAAGGUUGACAAAGAUGGUAUUGAUACUUCAGCUACUUACAUAGAGGUGCAAAGUAAACUGGAUGGUGCUUCAGAUCGUUUCAAAUCUCUUUAUACUAAGUGUGGUAUCCUUGGAAAUAACCUUAAAGACCUGGUAGAUAAAUACCAGCAUUAUGAAGAAGCCUCAUCUGGGCUUUUGUCAGGUCUCCAGACCUCUGAAGUCGCUGUGAACAAACAGCUGUCUGAGCCAAUUGCAGUGGAUCCUAAGAACCUCCAAAGGCAACUAGAAGAAACCAAGGUUCUCCAGGGGCAGGUGUCUAAUCACCAGGUUGCUGUAGAGAAACUGAAAAAAGCUGCUGAAGUGCUUUUGGAUACCAGGGGAACUUUACUACCAGACAAAGAUGAAAUCCAGAAAACACUGGAUGACAUUGUUGGCAGAUAUGACAGUUUAUCCAAAUCUGUGAACGAACGGAAUGAGAAGCUCCAGAUAACAUUGACUCGUUCCCUAAGCGUGCAAGAUGGUUUGGAUGAAAUGCUUGACUGGAUGGGAGGUGUUGAAAAGAGUCUUGAAGAACAAGGUCAAAUGCCUUUGAAUUCUGGUGCUAUUCAGGAUAUCAUUAGUAAAAAUAUUAUGCUGGAGCAAGAUAUUGCAGGUCGCCAAAGCAGUAUAAAUGCUAUGAAUGAAAAAGUGAACAAAUUCAUAGAAACAACAGAUCCAUCCACUGCCUCCUGUCUGCAAGCUCGAAUGAAUGAGCUCUCUGUACGGUUUGCUGAAGCAAGUACCAGACAUAAAGGGAAACUUGCAAAGAUGGAGGAAUUAAAGACCAAAGUGGAGUUGUUUGAAAGCCUGUCAGAAAAACUUCAGUCAUUUUUAGACAAGAAAACUCAGGCUCUCAACGAAACCGAUGCUCCAGGAAAGGAUGUUACUGAAGUGUCUCAAUAUAUGCAGGAAACUAGUACAGCGUUGAUAGAUCAUAAAAAAGAUCUUGAAGUUUUGCAUCAGCUUCUUGAAGCGCUUUCUGUCCAUGGUCUCCCUGGGGACAAAGCACUGGUUUUAGAAAAGUUAAAUGCCUUGACAAAGAAGUUCAAGGAAGUGGAAGAGACUGUGAAGGAAAAAGAAGAGGAUGUAUCAUCUUGUCAGGAACAAAUGGAUACUUUCAAGCUCCUUGUAGAAUCUUUAAAGAAAUGGAUGAACGAGACAACAGAUAGGAUUCCAGCUGUGCAACCCUCUUUAAAUACAGCGGAUUUAAAGAAACCAUUGGAAGAUAUUAGGAAAUUAGAAGAGGAAUGGACUUUAAAAGCACCUGAAAUUCAGAAAAUGAAGAGCAGAGGAACAUCAUUAUGUAACCUAAUCAGUGCUGUGACUUCCCCUGCCAAAUGCAGGGCAGCUUCAAAAGCAGGAGGAAUAGUAUUAAAUGGUGAAGGAGCAACUUCAGGUACUCAAGGUUUCCUGACAAAUAAAGAACUGACAGCUGUUCAACAGGCUAUGUCAGAUGUAAAUCACAGUUACGAAGAUUUGGGAGCUUUACUGAAGGAAAAGGUUUCAGAACUGGAAAGCAUGCUUUCAAAGAUGCAAAAUGUUCAAGAAGAAUCAAACUCAGUAAUGCAGUGGCUGCAAAAAAUGGAUAAGGCUGCCACAAGCUGGGAAGCAGCUCCUACUGAUAGUGAAGCUGUUAGAGCACAAGUAGAACAACAUAAGCUAUUUGAAACAGAAUUGAAGCAAAGUGAAAAUAAAGUACAGGAACUGAAGGACAAAGUGACAGAGCUGUUGGAGAAGAAUCCAAAUUCUCCUGAGGCGUCCAAAUGGAAACAGAUGUUGGAGAAAAUAGAUUCCAAAUGGAAAGAACUCAAUCAGGUUACAGCUGACAGACGACAAAAUCUCGAAGAGUCCUCAAAUUACCUGACCCAGUUCCAGACAACGGAAGCUCAGUUAAAGCAGUGGCUUAUAGAGAAAGAGCUCAUGGUCAGUGUGCUUGGACCACUGUCAAUUGACCCAAAUAUGCUGAAUACACAGAAGCAGCAAGUCCAGAUUCUGCUUAAGGAGUUUGAUACCAGAAAGCCUCAGUAUGAACAGUUAACCACAGCUGGUCAGGGGAUACUGAAGAGACCAGGUGAACAUCCUCCCUCUCAUGAGGUUGUGAAAAAGCAACUGGCAGCUGUGGCACAAAAAUGGGACGGUCUAACAGGACAACUGAGUGACAGAUGUGGUCAAAUUGACCAAGCCAUUGUCAAAAGCAAAGAGUAUCAAAGCCUUCUGAGAAGCCUGUCUGAUAAGCUAUGUGCCUUGGAUAAUAAACUGAGCAGCACCCUGGCUGUGCGCACACACCCCGAUGCUAUGAAACAGCAGUUGGAAAUGGCUCGAGAAAUGAAGCAGGAAAUAGAACAGGAAAUGAAAAAUAUAAAAGUGGCUCAGGCCCUUUGUGAGGAGCUGUCAGCACUGGUUGGAGAAGAGUACUUGAAAGCUGAACUUAUUAGGCAAUUGGAAGGCAUCGUAAAACCAUUUACGGAUAUUGAGCAGAAAGCAGCUAAUCACAUCCAGCAACUUCAAUCAGCAUAUGCUACUUCUCAUCAGUUCCAACAAAUGUCUAAGGACUUUCAGACCUGGCUGGACAAAAAGAAAGAAGAACUGAACCAGGCUCACCCUGUAUCGGCCAAGCUUGAGUCCUUGCAGUCGUUAAUUGAAGAGCAGAAAGAUUUUAAGCAGACCUUGUCUGACCAGAUUAGUUCUUAUGAAAAAAUUGUUGCAGAAGGUGAAAGCCUCCUACAGAAGACUCAAGGAGCUGACAGGGCAGAGUUGCAGUCUCAGCUUGGCAUGCUCAAAAGUAACUGGGAUGAAAUGAAUAAGCAAAUAAGAGAAAGGCAAGAUAAGUUAAGUACUUGUUUGGAGAAAGCCCUCAAGUACAAAGAACAUGUAGAAAACCUGCAGCCCUGGAUAGAGAAGUGCCAAAAUAACCUGUCUGAAGUAAAGAUUGUCAUAGAUCCUGUUGAAAUAGAGAAUUCUAUUGCUCAGGUGAAGGCGUGGCAAAAGGACUUCGACAAACACCAUAGCAUGGUGGAAUUAUUAAAUAACGCAGCCGACAGUUUGCUCAAUGCCAGUCAAACAGAUAAAGAAAGCAUUACAGAAGAGAAAGUGGCAUUGAACCAGAAAGUGGAUAUGGUCACAGAACAAUUACAUAGUAAGAGGGAGUCCUUGGAAAACAUGGCACAAAAGUUAAAAGAGUUUCAGGAAUCAUCCAGAGAAACCCAAAGGCAACUUAAAAGUGCCAAAGAGCAGCUAGAAGCUCAUGAUGCUCUUGGAGUCCAGGCUUGUAGUAACAAACACUUGACAAUGUUGCAGAGCCAGCAGAAAACACUUCAGACUUUAAAGCCUCAUGUGGACUUGGCCAAAAAACUUGCCCAAGAACUGGUGGUAGAAGCUUCCAAUUCAGAAGGUGUUUCUGAUCUCUUGUUGCAAGCUGAGUCUUUAGAGCAAGAAUACAGUACAAUCAGCCAGCAGGUUGAAGGCAAGUGUUCAUUCUUAGAGACCAAACUUCAGGGAAUUGGCCAUUUCCAAAACAACAUCAGAGAGAUGUUUUCUCAGUUUGCAGAGUUUGAUGAUGAGCUCGAUAGCAUGGCUCCAGCAGGAAGAGAUCUAGACACUCUGCGGUCACAAAGAGAGGAUAUCAACAAUUUCCUCAAAAAGCUGGAAGAUCUUAUAACAAGUAAUGAAAAUGCCAACAAAACCUGUAAAAUGAUGUUAGCCACUGAAGCGUCUCCUGAUCUUGUUGGUAUAAAAAGGGACUUAGAGGCUUUAAGUAAACAAUGCAAUAAAUUACUGGACAGAGCAAAAGCCAGAAAGGAACAAGUGGAAGGAAUUAUUAGUCGUAUUGAAGAGUUUUAUAGUAAGUUAAAAGAAUUUUCCAGUCUGCUUGGGGGAGCUGAAGAACAUGAAGAAUCUCAAGGUCCUGUUGGAAUGGAAACAGACAUUAUUAAUCAACAGCUGAAUAUAUUCAAGGUAUUCCAGAAAGAAGAGAUUGAACCACUGCAAGUUAAACAACAGGAGGUAAAUUGGUUAGGCCAAGGCCUUAUUCAAAGUGCUGCUAAAAAUGCUAGCACCGAGAACCUUGAGCAUGACCUUGAAGAUGUUAACACCCGAUGGAAGACUCUCAAUAAGAAGGUGGCUCAACGAGCUGCUCAGCUGCAAGAAGCUCUUCUCCGCUGUGGAAGGUUCCAGGAUGCCCUUGAAUCUCUGCUUAGCUGGCUCAUUGAUACAGAAGAUCUAGUGGCCAAUCAGAAGCCCCCAUCUGCGGAGUUCAAAGUUGUGAAGGCCCAGAUACAGGAACAGAAACUUCUCCAAAGGUUACUGGAUGACCGCAGGCCUACCGUUGAGGUAAGCAAGCGAGAAGGGGAGAAAAUUGCAGAGUCAGCAGAACCUGCUGAUAAAGUGAAGAUCUUGAAGCAGUUGAGUCUCCUGGAUAGUAGAUGGGAUGCAUUGCUCAGUAAAGCUGAAACAAGGAAUCGUCAGUUGGAAGGUAUCUUAGUGGUAGCACAGCAAUUCCAUGAAACUUUAGAACCCCUGGUUGAGUGGCUGACCACCACUGAGAAAAGGCUUGCAAAUUCUGAACCCAUUGGAACACAAACUUCUAAACUGCAGCAGCAGAUUUCUCAGCAUAAAGCGUUAGAAGAUGACAUCGUUACUCGCAAUAAAAGUUUACAUAUGGCCAUUAGCAUUGGUCAGUCUCUUAAGGCUAUGAGCUCCAGAGAGGAUAAAGAUAUGGUGCAGGAAAAGCUAGAUUCUUCCCAAGCCCGAUAUAUUGAGAUUCAAGAGAAGAGUAACAGCUGGUCUGAACUGCUCCAGCAAGCCUAUUGCAAUGCUCAGAUUUUCGGGGAAGAUGAAGUUGAAUUGAUGAACUGGCUGAAUGAAGUACAUGACAAACUGAGCAAAUUGUCAGUCCAAGAUUACAGGACAGAUUCACUCAUGAAACAACACGCUGACCUGCUGGUGCUUCAGGAAGAGAUUCUGCUCAGAAAACAAAAUGUCGAUCAGGCUAUACAAAACGGCUUAGAGCUUCUCAAGCAAACAACAGGUGAUGAAGUUGUAAUAAUUCAAGAUAAAUUGGAAGGCAUUAAAGCAAGGUACAAAGAUAUUACUAAAUUGAGUUCUGAUGUAUCCAAGACUUUAGAGCAAGCUCUGCAGCUUGCAGGUCAACUGCAGUCCACUCAUGAGGAACUCUGCAUAUGGCUUGACAAAGUGGAGGUGGAAUUGCUUUCAUAUGAUGCUCAGAUCCCCAAGGGAGAAGAAUUAAACACAGUACAAGAAAGACAAAAAGAGUUGAAAAAAGAAGCAAAGAACAACAAAGGCUUAUUGGACACCCUCAAUGAAGUCAGCAGUGCCUUGCUGGAAUUGGUGCCAUGGAGGGCAAGAGAGGGGUUAGACAAAAUGGUGACGGAGGACAAUGAGCGGUACAGAUUAGUGAGCGACACGCUAACUCAGAAGGUGGAGGAGAUUGAUGCUGCCAUUCUAAGAUCACAGAAGUUUGAUCAAACAGCUGAUGCAGAAUUAGCCUGGAUUGCAGAAACAGAAAAAAAAUUGAUGUCUCUGGGUGAUAUUAGGCUUGAGCAAGACCAGACUGCUGCUCAGCUACAAGUUCAAAAGGCAUUUACCAUGGAGAUUUUGAGGCACAAGGAUGCUAUAGAUGAACUGGUUGAAACUGGGGAUGAGAUUAUGAACACAUGCACUGAAGAGGAGAAACAGUCCAUGAAGAGAAAACUGGAAAGCCUCUUACAGAAAUAUGAUACGGUCUGUCAAAUGAACGCUGAGAGGAACCUCCAACUGGAACGUGCUCAAUCCCUGGUUAACCAGUUCUGGGAGACUUACGAAGAGCUUUGGCCGUGGUUAACCGAAAUAGAAAUGGUCAUCUCGCAGCUUCCUGCUCCAGCUCUUGAAUAUGAAACUUUAAAGCAACAGCAAGAAGAGCAUCGGCAACUGCGUGAGCUGAUUGCUGAACACAAGCCUCAUAUAGAUAAGAUGAACAAAACUGGCCCUCAGUUGUUGGAGUUGAGCCCAGGAGAAGGUUUUUGUAUCCAAGAGAAAUAUGUGGCGGCUGACACCCUUUACAGUCAAAUUAAAGAAGAUGUCAAAAAGCGAGCACUAGCACUGGAUGAAGCCAUUUCUCAGUCUACUCAGUUUCAUGACAAGAUAGAUCCAACCCUCGAGAGUCUGGAACGCAUAGUUGAACGUCUGAGGCAGCCACCUUCAAUCUCAGCUGAGGUCGAGAAGAUUAAAGAGCAGAUCAGUGAAAAUAAGAAUGUGUCAGUAGAUCUGGAAAAACUUCAGCCUGUGUAUGAGACACUCAAACAGCGUGGGGAGGAAAUGAUAGCUCGCUCAGAGGGAGCUGAUAAGGAUAUAUCCGCUAAAGCUGUUCAGGAUAAAAUUAAACAAAUGGUCUUCAUCUGGGAAGACAUCCAGGCCUUGACCGAGGAAAGGGAGGCCAAAUUGCUGGAUGUGAUGGAGCUGGCUGAAAAGUUCUGGUGUGAUCACAUGGCUCUUGUAGUCACUAUUAAAGAUACUCAGGAUUUCAUCCGAGAACUGGAGGGACCCGGAGUUGACCCCUCUGUAGUCAAACAACAGCAAGAGGCUGCAGAGGCUAUCCGAGAAGAAGUUGAUGGACUGCAGGAAGAACUCGAUAUGGUGGUAAACCUAGGUUCUGAACUUAUAGCUGCUUGUGGAGAGCCUGACAAGCCUAUUGUCAAUAAGAGCAUAGAUGAGCUGAAUUCAGCUUGGGAUACUCUAAACAAAGCAUGGAAAGAGCGGAUAGACAAACUUGAUGAAGCCAUGCAAGCUGCUGUUCAGUACCAAGAUGGACUGCAGGCAAUAUUUGACUGGGUAGAUAUUGCUGGCAGUAAAUUAGCUUCAAUGUCACCAGUUGGAACAGAUCUAGAAACAGUGAAGCAGCAAACUGCAGAACUGAAGCAAUUUAAGACGGAGGCAUAUCAGCAGCAAAUAGAAAUGGAACGGCUAAAUCAUCAAGCAGAACUGUUGUUGAAGAAGGUUACAGAAGAAAGUGACAAGCACGCAGUUCAAGAACCCCUUUCAGAACUCAAACUGAUGUGGGUCAAUCUAGAGGAGAAAAUUAUUAACAGACAGCACAAGCUGGAGGGUGCCUUGUUAGCUUUGGGGCAAUUCCAACAUGCCCUGGAUGAAUUACUGACGUGGCUGACGCACACAGAAGACCUGCUGAAUGAACAGAAACCUGUGGGUGGGGACCCCAAGGCUAUUGAAAUUGAACUUGCCAAACAUCAUGUGCUACAAAAUGAUGUGUUAGCUCAUCAGUCCACCGUGGAAACAGUUAAGAAAGCAGGAAAUGACUUGAUUGAAUCAAGUGCUGUUGAAGAAGCAAGCAAUCUACAGAGCAAGUUGGAAGUUUUGAAUCAGCGCUGGCAAAAUGUGUUGAAAAAAACAGAACAAAGGAAACAGCAGCUGGACAGUGCCUUGAUCCAGGCUCAAGGUUUCCAUGGUGAAGUUGAAGAUAUGCAGCAAUGGCUGACAGACACCGAACGUCAGCUUUUGGCAUCAAAACCUGUUGGAGGUUUACCAGAAACUGCAAGAGAGCAGCUUAAUACCCACAUGGAACUCUGUGCUGCCUUUGAAGCCAAAGAAGAGCCGUACAAGUGUCUGAUGCAGAAAGGCCAGCAGAUGCUUGCAAGAUGCCCAGGGUCUGCUGAGACAAAUGUUGAGCAAGAUAUAAAUAACUUAAAAGUAAAAUGGGACUCAGUACAAACAAAACUCAGCGAAAGAAAGGCCAAACUGGAAGAAGCCCUGAAUUUGGCUAUGGAGUUCCACAACUCACUUCAAGACUUCAUCAACUGGCUUACCCAGGCAGAGCAGACUUUGAAUGUGGCUUCUCGGCCAAGUCUCAUCUUGGACACUGUCUUGUUUCAAAUUGAUGAACACAAGGUCUUUGCUACGGAAGUGAAUUCUCACCGAGACCAGAUCAUAGAGCUGGAUAAAACUGGAACCCAUCUGAAAUAUUUCAGCCAGAAACAGGAUGUUGUCCUUAUUAAGAAUCUGCUGAUUAGUGUACAGAGUAGAUGGGAAAAAGUGGUUCAACGCUUAGUGGAAAGAGGAAGAGCUUUGGAUGAUGCAAGGAAACGAACGAAACAGUUCCAUGAAGCCUGGAACAAACUUAUGGCAUGGUUGGAAGAGUCAGAAAAGUCAUUGGAUUCAGAGCUCGAAAUUGCAAAUGAUCCAGACAAAAUAAAGCUGCAGCUUACACAGCAUAAGGAGUUCCAGAAAUCUCUUGGAGCCAAGCAUUCUGUAUAUGACACCACAAACAGGACUGGACGCUCCCUCAAAGAGAAAACCUCUCUGGCAGAUGACAAUUUGAAACUGGAUGAUAUGCUGAGUGAGCUCAGAGACAAAUGGGAUACGAUCUGUGGAAAAUCUGUGGAAAGACAAAACAAACUGGAGGAAGCCCUGUUAUUUUCAGGACAAUUUACUGAUGCUCUGCAGGCUCUCAUCGACUGGCUGUAUAAAAUUGAACCUCAGUUGGCAGAAGAUCAGCCAGUGCAUGGAGACAUCGAUUUGGUGAUGAACCUGAUUGAUAAUCACAAAGUCUUCCAGAAGGAGCUGGGGAAGAGAACAAGCAGUGUCCAGGCUCUGAAACGCUCUGCUCGAGAACUCAUAGAAGGCAGUCGUGAUGACUCCUCCUGGGUAAAGGUCCAAAUGCAGGAGCUAAGCACUCGCUGGGAGACGGUCUGCGCCCUGUCCGUAUCCAAGCAAACACGAUUGGAACAGGCCGUCCACCAGGCAGAGGAAUUUCACGCUGUUGUGCAUGUUCUUUUGGAAUGGCUGGCUGAGGCAGAGCAGGCCCUUCGUUUCCAUGGAAUCCUCCCAGAUGAUGAAGAGGCUCUGCGGACACUAAUCGAUCAGCACAGGGAAUUCAUGAGGAAGCUGGAGGACAAAAAGGCAGAACUAAAUAAAGCAGCAGGUAUGGGAGAAGCCAUCCUGGCUAUCUGCCACCCAGACUCCAUCACUACCAUUAAGCACUGGAUAACAAUCAUCAGAGCCAGAUUUGAAGAGGUAUUAGCAUGGGCAAAACAACAUCAGCAGAGACUGGCAGGAGCCCUGGCUGGACUUAUUGCUAAGCAGGAAUUGUUGGAAGUCUUAUUGUCCUGGUUGCAGUGGGCAGAGACUACUCUUAGUGAAAAAGAUAAAGAGGUCAUCCCCCAGGAGAUCGAGGAUGUUAAAGCACUCAUAGCCGAACAUCAGAUGUUUAUGGAGGAAAUGACCAGAAAACAGCCUGAUGUGGAUAAAGUCACAAAGAUCUACAAAAGGAAGGCAGUUGAACCCACUCCAAUACAGUCUCAUAUUCCUGUGCUAGAUAAAGGGAGAACAGGAAGAAAACGUUCCCCAACAGCAGGCAUGUAUCCAUCAGGAACACAGGCACAAAUUGAAACCAAGAAUCCAAGGAUAAACCUAUUAGUCAGCAAAUGGCAGCAAGUCUGGCUUCUAGCCUUGGAAAGAAGAAGAAAAUUGAAUGAUGCUUUGGAUAGACUAGAAGAGCUAAGGGAAUUUGCCAACUUUGAUUUUGAUAUCUGGAGGAAAAAGUAUAUGCGAUGGAUGAAUCAUAAGAAAUCUCGAGUAAUGGACUUCUUUAGGAGGAUUGAUAAAGAUCAGGAUGGAAAGAUAACGAGGCAGGAAUUUAUUGAUGGAAUUCUUUCUUCAAAAUUCCCUACCAGCCGACUUGAAAUGAGUGCAGUGGCAGAUAUCUUUGAUAGAGAUGGUGAUGGGUACAUUGACUACUAUGAAUUUGUAGCAGCACUUCAUCCAAACAAGGAUGCAUACAAGCCUCUUACAGAUGCUGACAAAAUUGAAGAUGAGGUUACAAGGCAGGUAGCUAAAUGUAAAUGUGCAAAACGAUUCCAGGUGGAGCAGAUUGGGGAUAACAAGUACAGGUUCUUCCUGGGAAAUCAGUUUGGAGACUCUCAACAGCUGCGUCUGGUUCGCAUCUUGCGAAGUACGGUAAUGGUUCGUGUUGGAGGUGGCUGGAUGGCACUGGAUGAAUUCUUAGUAAAAAAUGAUCCUUGCAGGGUUCAUCAUCAUGGGAGUAAAAUGUUACGUUCGGAAUCAAACUCUUCAAUUACCGCUCAGCCUACCAUAGCUAAAGGGAGGACAAACAUGGAGCUGCGUGAAAAGUUCAUUUUGGCAGAUGCUGCAAGUCAGAAUGUUGCUGCUUUCCGUCCAAGAGGUCGUAGAUCACGACCUUCUUCAAGGGGCGCUUCUCCCAACAGAUCUGCUUCUAUAUCAAGUCAGGCUGGCCAGGGAGCUUCACCACAAGCAGUUGCUACAAGUACACCCAAGACACCCCAUCAUUUAACACGCAAUUAUGGUAAACCAUGGUUGACAAACCGCAAAACGUCAACUCCUUCUAAACCAUCAGAGUCCUCAGAAUAUCAAGGGUCAUCUUCAGAGGGAACACCAAUACAAGGGAGCAAACUUAGACUGCCAGGAUAUCUGUCAGGGAAAGGUUUCCACUCUGGAGAAGACAACAGCCUAAUAUCAACAGCAGCUACCAGAGUUAGAGCGCAGUUUGCAGACACCAGGAGGACUCCAAGUAGACCUGGAAGCCGAGCAGGAAGCAAGGCUGGCAGUAGGUCAAGUAGCCGCCGAGGCAGUGAUGCAUCUGACUUUGACAUUUCAGAAAUCCAGUCUGUGUGUUCAGAUACGUCAGAGACUGUUCACAAUGCAAGCAGACCACAGCCCCGAGCAGGUUCUCGGCCAGCAUCAGGCAAGCCUUCCAAAAUUCCAACUCCCCAAAGGAGGCCACCAGUCAGCAAAUUGGACAAGUCCUCCAAGAGAUAAUGUGAUCAGCUCCAUAAAGGUCUUUGCCUUGUGCAUUAAAUAUUUAAGUUUGUAAGAUGUAAAAUAUUAUGUAGAAAUUAUUGUGAAAUAUUGCAAGAGGUGGAUUUUUAAUUCUGCAGAUGGCCUUAUUUGUGUAUUUGUCUUUUUAUUUUGUGUGUAUAAUUUUUGUCAGAUUUUGUUUUUGUUUAUGCCAUAUCCUAUGUGAAGGGGAAAAGAGUUUUAAUGUUAACUAACAAUUGUACACAGUAAUGUGUAGAAAGUACACUAAAACAAUUCCCAAAUGUGCAGUGUACUGAAUGUACAGUUAAGUCUCUGCAACCUCAGUCAAAUAGGCCUAUCACUCCAUCAUUAGUUAACAGGAAAGGAUACCUCAUGAUUUUUCUUUAAAAAAAUAAAAAUUAAAAAAAGCCAAAAGACACAAUUACACAUUUUGAGCUAACUAAACGAACACUAAAGGAUGUAUGUCAAACUUACUAAGGAAUAAAAAACACAUUCACACUACGAUUAUUUAUGCAGCAUCUCUUGGAGAACUCACAGAAAGUUACUUACGCACUUGCCAGUCAUACGAUACUCCAAUAUCUUGCAGCAUUUCUGUGCCAUUGCUUUAAAUGAGGCCAGAUACACUCUGGGUAUUAGAACUACUAUACUGUAAGAAUUCAAUAUAAAGUGCAUUCAAUAUAAAGUAAAUGUGAGGUUUUCUUUUGCUUGAGUGGAUGGUAGCACUGUAUCAUUGAACUCAUUUUGUAUCAAAGCAAUUUUGCUUGCAGAAAGCUAUGAAAUAAAACAUGUCCCUUAACUUUCUUGCCAUUGAAUUUCUUUAUUUCACAGGGAAUUAGUGUUCUGCAUUAUGUUUUAGGGAAUAAAUCAUUUGAAAUGACCAAUAAUUACCUUAGAAUCAUACACUCUAAUGUAAUUUUCCAUUUGCAGCAGUCAAAUUUUGGUCAUCUACUGUAUUUAUUUAAUAAAACAUUAAUU